Messenger RNA from Suillus subaureus, 570 nucleotides. RefSeq lists its product as uncharacterized. The record is from RefSeq and is a predicted model, not a curated record. The coding region runs from base 1 to 570 and encodes 189 amino acids. Lineage: Eukaryota; Fungi; Basidiomycota; Agaricomycetes; Boletales; Suillaceae. The transcript has 4 exons.
AUGCAAGAUACCCCACCACCAAACCCUGUCAUUCACAUGCAGAAUAAAAUGGGUUGUGGGUUCAACAAUAAUGCAACAGGAUGGCUUAUAUGCCCUGUAGAUUAUGACUGGAAUGACCCGACCUUCAAGUAUAUCUUCACAUCUCCUACCUCCACAGAGCUGGAUGAUGAAGAGCAGAUCAACGUGGUGGAGCUUUCUGCACAGGGUCAUCUGAGGCAGCAAAGGACUAAUGGCAAGCACCGCACUCAUUGCAAUGUUGCUGGGCUGUUGAACAUGAAAUCUGUUCAACCACAGUCAAUUGCAUAUGCAGCCAUGCAGGUCAUUCAGCUUAGGUUUGCCUUGUCUAGCACAGGAUCAUGGUGUAUUAUAGAUGACGAGUUCAAUCAUCAAGAAUUUUAUGACCAUAUCAUUGACUUCUUCGAGCUUGCUGUGACGUCAAACACAGUUAAGGAAGUUGAAGAUUUAUUGCUUUGGUGGAACCAUAAGGUUUUUGGACGCAAAUAUGCAUCCAUCUAUCAUCCCCAAAGAACCAAGCAGCUGUCUGUUGCUCAUUGUUCAGGUAGACAUUAG